GCCUGCUAUCAGUCAUUCGUUGCCCACCAGCAGCCCAGGCAGAGCAACAAUGAGGAUCACGGUGUGCGUAGUUUUGCUGGCGGCGUGCUACCUGUCGUCCGCUGAAGAGGCCGCUAAAGCGGAGGAGAAGAAGACCAGCAAGACGGAGAAGCGCGGCCUCUACGGCCUGGGCAUCGGCGGAUACGGAGGCGGCUUCGGCGGCGGCUUCGGCGGCGGCUACGGCGGCGGCUACGGCGGCGGCUACGGCGGCGGCUAUGGCGGCGGCUUCGGGGGUGGACUCGGCGGCGGCUACGGCGGCGGCAUCGGCUACGGCGGAGGAGAGGUGAAGGCCAUCACCAUCACGAAAGAGGUGCCGGUGCCGGUACCGCAGCCGUACCCCGUCACCGUGGAGCGGAAGGUGCCCUUCCCCGUGAGGGUCCCCGUCAAGGUGCCGGUGGACAGGCCGUACCCGGUGAGCGUGCCGCAGCCGUACCCCGUCCCCGUGGAGAAGCCCGUGCCGUACCCCGUGAGCGUGCCCAAGCCCGUCGCCGUGCCGGUGCCGCAGCCCGUGGUCGUCAAGCAGCCCGUGCCCGUCGUCCUCAAGGGCGGCUACGGCGGCGGCCUGGGCGGCUACGGGGGCGGCUUCGGCGGCUUCGGUGGCGGCUACGGAGGCCACGGAGGCUUCGGAGGCGGUUUCGGAGGCUUCGGAGGCUACGGAGCUCCAGUGGCCAGAGAGGUGUCAGUCAUUCGUUGCCUCCAGCCAUUCCAGCACGCAACAAUGAGGAUCCAGAUUAGCGCAGUAUUUUUGGCGAUGUGCACCGUGUCCAUUGCUAAAGAAGCAGCCACUAACAAAGAAGGGACCAAGAAGAACGAGAAGCGAGGCCUGCUGGGUCUAGGAGAUGGCGGUUUCGGCUACGGCGGUGGCUUCGGCGGCGGCUUCGGCGGCGGCGUCGGAGCUGGCUUCGGGGGUGGACUCGGGGGCGGAAUCGGAGGCGGCGGCUUUGGAGGCGGCGGUGCGGCCGCUGGCGGCGGACAAGUGACCUCCGUGACCAUCACCAGGGAGGUGCCGGUGGCGGUGCCACAGCCGUACCCGGUGGCCGUCGAGCGCAACGUGCCGGUCCCCGUCAGCGUCCCCGUCCACGUGCCGGUGGACAGGCCGUACCCGGUGCACGUGCCACAGCCGUACCCGAUACCCGUGGAGAAGCCGGUGCCGUACCCCGUGAGCGUACCCAGACCCGUCGCCGUGCCAGUGCCCCACCCGGUGGUCGUCAAGCAACCGGUUCCCGUCGUCAUCGGCAGCGGCGGCUCUGGUGGCUUCGGUGGACUCGGAGGCCUCGGGGGAUCUUCUCUCUCCGGCCACGGUGGUUUCGGCGGCGGAUUUGGAUCUUCGUCCUUCGGCAGCCACGGAGGAUACGGCGGUGGCGGCCACGGAGCGCACGUCAGCUUUUCGUACAUCGGACACCAUAAAACUGAUCUGAGUACCCAAUUGGGCGAGGUCACGACGGAAAUAACUGGACAAAUCCAAGCAGUAAAUCCUGAGAUCCGUAAACAGGUUGAGGCCGAGAUCAAGCAGGUGUCUAGUAAAUUUGAUGCAGCACUAGGAGCUGCCAAGGGUGAAAUUAAUGCCACGGUAGAAGCAUACCAUAGCGAAACUGUUCCAUUAAAGGGUAAUUGUGAUACCAUGUCAAAGGAGGUAAGCAGCAUGAAACUGGUUGUCACUAAUAUGGCAAAGGAGAUAGAUGAUAUGACGAAACAAGGAGAAUCACUUGACAUGGAGGGGCAGCGUGUCCACGACGUUUUGCUCGUCAGCGAGAGAAACGAGCCAGGUGAACAAUACUGGUCCUCUCGCGCCUGGAGGCAGCCGGCGGCAUGUAACAACAGGUGCCGGGAGAAAGCGCGCGCGGAAGGACCGCUCGCUCUCCGCCGCAGCUCCUAUAAAAGGGCCGCCGUCGUCGGAAGAGGCAUCAGUCAUUCGUUGCAGCCGGCACACACACGAGCAGCGAUGAGGAUCGUGUCGACUUUAGUUUUUCUGGCGGUGUGUACCGUGUCCCUUGCAAAGGAAGAUGGCACUAAGAAAGAAGGAGGCAAGAGCGCGAAGAACGAAAAGCGAGGGCUGUUCGGCCUCGGAGAUGGCGGCUUCGGCGGCGGAUACGGUGGCGGCUUCGGAGGCGGCCACGACUUCGGAGGCGGCUUCGGCGGCGGCGGCUUCGGAGGCGGACACGGAGGAGACCUGGGUGGAGGCUUCGGAGGCGGCUACGGGGGAGGACUCGGCGGCGGCUUCGGAGGCGGCGUUGGCGUCAGCGAAGGCAAGAUCAAAGCCAUCACCAUCACCAAAGAAGUGGCCGUACCUGUUCCACAACCGUACCCCGUCACAGUGGAGAAGAAGGUCCCCUACCCUGUGAAAGUCCCCGUGAAGGUCCCCGUGGACCGGCCGUACCCCGUCCCUGUGCCAAAGCCGUACCCUGUGCCUGUUGAGAAGCCGGUGCCGUACCCGGUGAGCGUACCCAAGCCUGUCCCGGUACCCGUGCCCCACCCUGUGCUGGUGAAGCAGCCUGUGCCAGUCGUCGUUAAGGACAGCGGCUACGGCGGCGGCUUCGGCGGAGGUUUCGGAGGAGGUCUCGGCGGAGGCCACGGCAGCUUCGGCGGAGGAUUCGGAGGGUCGUCUUUCGGUGGGCACGGGGGAUACGGAGGUGGCAGCUUCGGUGGACACGGAGGGUUUGGCGGUGGCAGCUUUGGCGGUCACCACUAGUAUAGUGUCAGCAGGUCACCCUAUCUGCUGGUAGCGACUCAGCAUCUAGUCUCCUUACACUGACCAGAAAGGCUUGUAAAUUUUAAUAUUUUUCUAUGAAAUAAAUGAUAUUUACAGAUGA
Molecule: messenger RNA, 2849 nt
Organism: Schistocerca gregaria
Lineage: Eukaryota; Metazoa; Arthropoda; Insecta; Orthoptera; Acrididae
Exons: 7
Coding region: 50-2728 (892 amino acids)
Source: RefSeq, a predicted model, not a curated record